Molecule: messenger RNA, 954 nt
Organism: Scheffersomyces amazonensis
Lineage: Eukaryota; Fungi; Ascomycota; Pichiomycetes; Serinales; Debaryomycetaceae
Gene: COQ4
Product: ubiquinone biosynthesis protein
Exons: 1
Coding region: 1-954 (317 amino acids)
Biological process (GO): ubiquinone biosynthetic process
Cellular component (GO): mitochondrion; mitochondrial inner membrane
Source: RefSeq, a predicted model, not a curated record
AUGAUCGGGAAUAGAAUUGCCAGUAGAGGUCUGUUGAGUGUAGCCAACCUCAGUCAGACAAGACAAUUUGUUCUCACAGCAGCAGUAACGGCAAUUGGCUCGUUAUUGUUUAGUGAGAAUAAUCGUUUAGCUCUGAAGAUGGAGGAAGGAGAGUUACAUAACAAAUUUAACGAAAGAAGGCUGAAUGUAGUAGACAAACCGUUGUUUACUCGUCCACAGCCAAAUUAUCCUGGUCAUAUACCAUUGUAUACAUAUGAGAAGCUUUUAAUGUUUGUAGGAUCUUCGAUUGGAUCGUUUUUCCAUCCAGAACGGAAUGAAUUCAUUGUAGCACUUGGAGAAUCCAGUGCCAUUCUGCCUAUAUUACGAGCUUUACAAAGAAAAAUGUUGGCAGAUCCAACUGGGAGACAGAUACUUAGAGAAAGACCUCGAAUGACAUCUACUUCAUUGGAUUUAGAGUAUUUAAGACAAUUACCAACCAAUUCUAUUGGUAACACAUAUGUAAGAUGGUUAGAUAGAGAAGGUGUAAGUCCCGACACUAGAGUACCUGUGAGAUAUAUUGAUGAUGAAGAAUUGGCAUAUAUCUAUCAACGAUACCGGGAAUGUCAUGACUUUUACCACGCUGUGACGGGAUUACCUAUAAUUAUCGAAGGAGAAAUCUCAGUAAAAGUAUUUGAAUUCAUGAAUAUCGGAAUGCCUAUGAGUGGAUUAGGAGCAUUAUUUGCUCCCUUACGAUUAAAAAAAUCGCAAAAGGAGAGGUUAUAUAAUAUAUACUAUCCAUGGGCCGUUAAGAGUGGUCUAAACUCUAAGCCUCUCAUCAAUGUGUACUGGGAAAAUAUCUUAGAACAAGAUAUUGAUGAGUUUAGAAAAGAGAUGGGUAUAGAAACACCCCCGGAUUUAAGAAAUUUACGAAAGGCAUACUUUGAAAAACUAAAGAAGGAAAAGAAAAUAGUCUAA